This is a messenger RNA of Dromiciops gliroides (monito del monte), 1941 nucleotides long. RefSeq names its product bile salt-activated lipase-like. The transcript has 11 exons. Lineage: Eukaryota; Metazoa; Chordata; Mammalia; Microbiotheria; Microbiotheriidae. The coding region runs from base 45 to 1781 and encodes 578 amino acids. Gene Ontology annotation, cellular component: postsynaptic specialization membrane; synapse; cell surface. The record is from RefSeq and is a predicted model, not a curated record. Gene Ontology annotation, molecular function: neurexin family protein binding; triacylglycerol lipase activity; signaling receptor activity. Gene Ontology annotation, biological process: synaptic vesicle endocytosis; neuron cell-cell adhesion; presynaptic membrane assembly.
CCAGCUCGGCAGUCAGUGGGUACACACACACAAGCACAGACACCAUGGGUCACCCAGAGUUGGUGGUCUUCAGCCUGAUCUGUUGCCUAGCAGCUGCUAGUGCAGCAAAGUUGGGAGCCGUCUACACAGAGGGUGGCUUUGUUGAAGGUGAAAAUAAGAAGCUGGGUCUCCUUGGUGAUUCAGUUGACAUUUUCAGGGGCAUCCCCUUUGCUGCUCCACCUAAGACCCUGGAGAUCCCCCAGCGCCACCCUGGAUGGCAAGGAACCCUGAAGGCCAAGGAAUUCAAGAAACGAUGCCUUCAAGCCACCAUCACUCAGGAUGAUACCUAUGGCAGUGAAGACUGCCUGUACCUCAACAUCUGGAUCCCACAGGGGAGGAAGCAAGUCUCCAGAGACCUGCCAGUCAUGGUCUGGAUCUAUGGUGGGGCCUUCCUGAUGGGGGCAGGCCAUGGUGCCAACUUUCUGAAGAAUUACCUGUAUGACGGGGAAGAGAUUGCCACCCGAGGCAAUGUCAUCGUGGUCACCUUCAACUACCGUGUCGGGCCCCUGGGCUUCCUUAGCACCGGAGACUCCAACCUGCCAGGUAACUUUGGCCUUUGGGAUCAGCACAUGGCUAUUGCAUGGGUGAAGAGGAACAUCGCAGCCUUUGGUGGGGACCCCAACAACAUCACCAUCUUUGGGGAGUCAGCUGGUGGGGCCAGUGUCUCCCUCCAGACUCUAACCCCCCACAACAAGGGACUCAUCAAGCGAGCCAUCAGUCAGAGUGGUGUGGCCCUGAGUCCUUGGGUCAUCCAGAAAGACCCCCUCUUCUGGGCCAAAAGGAUCGCCAGCAAGGUGGGAUGUCCAUUGGAUGAUACUCUCAAGAUGGCCAAAUGUUUCAAGGUCACUGAUCCCCGAGCUCUGACUUUGGCCUAUAAGAUGCCUUUGGCUGGAAUGGAAUACCCUAUGCUGCAUUAUCUGGCAUUUGUACCAGUUAUUGAUGGAGACUUCAUUCCUGAUGAUCCAGUCAACCUCUUUGCAAAUGCAGCUGACAUUGACUACAUUGCUGGAACCAACAACAUGGAUGGUCACAUCUUUGCCAGUAUUGAUAUGCCUGCCAUCAACAAGAACUCUGAGAGUAUCAAUGAGGAAGAUUUUUACAAGCUGGUCUCUGGCCUCACCAUAACCAAAGGUCUUCUUGGUGCCAAUGCCACCUUUGACCUCUACACUCAACCCUGGGCCCGAGAUACAUCCCAAGAGACCAAGAAAAGGACUGUGGUGGACUUUGAGACUGACAUCCUCUUCCUGGUACCCACAGAGAUUGCCUUGGCCCAGCAUAGAGCCAAUGCCAAGAGUGGCAGGACUUACACAUACCUGUUCUCCCAUCCUUCUCGAAUGCCUGUUUACCCUGACUGGGUGGGGGCAGAUCAUGCAGAUGAUAUCCAGUAUGUCUUUGGCAAGCCCUUUGCCACACCCUUGGGUUAUCGGAAUCAGGACCGGACUGUCUCUAAGAACCUCAUUGCCUACUGGACUAACUUUGCCAAAACUGGGGAUCCCAACACAGGCAAUUCUGCAGUCCCUACCCAUUGGGCUCCUUAUACUGUGGAGAAUGGCAACUACCUGGAAAUCACCAAGAAAAUGGAUGGCAACUCCAUGAAACAGCACCUGAGAACCAACUUCUUGCGCUUCUGGACCCUCACUUAUCAGGCCCUCCCCACAGUGACUGGAGAAGACAAAGUCCCUGAAAACAAUGUUCCUGAGGACAAUGAUGUUCCUGUACCUCCCGCAGCUGACUCUGAGUGAUUGCUCCAUUUCCCACAGUUGCUGACUUCAUGUAACUCCCAAAUUGGUCCUGUGCCCACUCACCAGGAAAGCAAGUGCCCAUGGAAGCAAGGAUCCAGCAGUGCCUUCCUGGCUCUCUGCCCCUUUCUCCUCACUCCCUUAAUAAAGUCUUGUUGCUAUA